CUUUUGACCACCGUAGAAAUUACAUUCUCCUUCUUCAUACAGUGACUACCCAACGCACCAACAUUCUGUUCUUUUCUGAGUAGCGCAUUUGAUUCAUCUUCGCAUUCGCUAUUUAUCAUUCUCAGCCAUCGUCUUGCGAUCUCUUGUACCCAGGUUCCGGCCGAGUAAGUCGCACCGUAUUCUCCGUCUCAUCCUCAUUCCAACUUCACCCUUUCAUUCUUUCUUGGGUCGCACCCCUAGAAAAUCAUCGAAGCCUUGUUGAUCGGGUUCAAUUCAGUACGAGAACAAUAAUACUUUCUGGGCACUGUGUCCAGUGUUGAAACUCCAUUGCGCAACCUAUCACUGACACUUUCCUUGCGCAGACACCGUGAUCGCUCCUUCCCUGACUGCCGUCUGCACAGACGACAUUACUUGACAAAAUGGCUGCUGUUGCUCAAAAUGGCAUCCGGUCCUCUCCCUCUCCCAAUAUCCCUAACGGAAAGCCCACAUCUCCGUACAUCAAAGAAAGCAUCCCUGUUCAAACAGUCAGCUCAAAAGACCCCAAGGCUGCUGCCGCCGCGGCAAAUGACAUGAGAAAUGUGGUCAGGAGAAAAUUAACUGGCUAUGUCGGAUUUGCCAACUUGCCCAACCAGUGGCAUCGCAAAAGUGUGAGAAAGGGAUUCAACUUCAAUGUCAUGGUUGUUGGUGAAUCUGGACUGGGAAAAUCAACCUUGGUCAACACCCUUUUCAACACCUCCCUUUAUCCUCCACGCGAGCGCAAGGGGCCCAGCUUGGACAUCAUCCCCAAGACCGUUUCCAUCCAAUCCAUCAGUGCAGACAUUGAAGAGAAUGGAGUUCGCCUACGUCUCACCGUAGUUGAUACCCCGGGCUUUGGUGACUUUGUCAACAACGACGACUCCUGGAGACCAAUUGUGGAAAACAUUGAACAAAGAUUCGAUGCCUAUCUUGAGGCGGAGAACAAGGUGAACCGUAUGAACAUUGUGGACAACCGAGUCCAUGCUUGCGUCUACUUCAUCCAGCCCACCGGUCAUUCUUUGAAGCCCCUAGACAUUGAAGUCAUGCGUCGCCUUCAUACCAAAGUCAACUUGAUCCCUGUCAUUGCUAAGGCCGACACCUUGACCGACGAGGAGGUUGCAGCGUUCAAGCAUAGAAUUCUUGCCGAUAUCCAGCACCAUUCCAUCCAGAUCUUCGAGGGCCCACGCUACGAGUUGGACGACGAAGAAACGAUUGCAGAGAACCAAGAAAUCAUGUCCAAGGUUCCCUUUGCCGUUGUCGGAGCCAACUACGAAGUGACCAACCCCGAAGGACGCAAGGUGCGCGGGCGCCGCUAUCCUUGGGGCAUCAUUGAAGUGGACAACGAGGAUCACUGCGACUUUGUCAAGUUGAGACAGAUGCUGAUCCGAACACACAUGGAAGAGCUCAAGGAACACACCAACAAUGCCCUGUACGAGAAUUAUCGAUCAGACAAGUUGAUCCAGAUGGGUGUCUCGCAAGACCCCAGCGUGUUCAAGGAGGUCAAUCCCGCAGUGAAGCAAGAAGAAGAACGAACACUGCACGAGCAAAAACUCGCCAAGAUGGAAGCCGAGAUGAAGAUGGUGUUCCAACAAAAAGUGCAGGAGAAAGAAAGCAAGUUGCAGCAGAGCGAAGAGGAACUCUUUGCACGCCACCGUGAAAUGAAGGAACGCCUAGAACAGCAAAGAGCCGAGAUGGAGGAGAAGAAGGCCCGGAUCGAGCAAGGACGACCGCUCGAGAAGGAGGGCAAGAGGAAAGGAUUCUCACUUCGAUAGGCGGGGCCAUAGUCGUAAGACGUUGGACUUUGCUAUGGUUUGUCGAGCCUCUUUAUCAGACUUUACCCAUUCAGCGACGAGAUGACGACGGCGAUACUUUGUUUGAGGUCCUUUCCUAACCCGAGAGCUUCAGCUACAGACCGAGGGUUGUAGAUUGAGCGUGCGAUAUGACAGACUGGUACUGUUGUGAGGGAUUCCUAAUCAGCGAUGCAUCAUUUGUCCAUGAAAGUGGAUGGAUGGGUGGAGAGGAGCUUGGAUUGAGCAUAGUGUGAAAGGUGCGAGCCUAGCUCUUUUCACAGGUUUGCCAUGUCCAUGUGGGCGAGCAGGUGACGGCUUUUCUUGCUACAAUCAUGUAUAUUUCUUUGUGUGUGUGUGCCUGGUUUUGUGAUGGAAGCUGAGGGGAGCAGGCAAACUGGGGUUGACUUGAUUUCUUUCUAUUGUCAGCUGGCCACUCGUGGGAGAAUGCCAGCUGCCUUGUGUACUGGACAAGAUUAACCUAAAAGUGUCUCGAAUGAGAAGAUCAAGAUCGAAAAGCGAUGUCAG
Molecule: messenger RNA, 2330 nt
Organism: Exophiala mesophila
Lineage: Eukaryota; Fungi; Ascomycota; Eurotiomycetes; Chaetothyriales; Herpotrichiellaceae
Exons: 4
Coding region: 420-1787 (455 amino acids)
Biological process (GO): cytoskeleton-dependent cytokinesis
Cellular component (GO): septin complex; septin ring; cytosol
Molecular function (GO): molecular adaptor activity; GTPase activity; GTP binding
Source: RefSeq, a predicted model, not a curated record